AUGGACAUUCCGGCAGUGAGUGAGGGUUGGACAAUUAAGCCUGUGAAAACCGGGAUAUCUUCCUCCCAUACCUUGCAUACCGAGAAUAUUGGGACCAUUUCUCAAGGAACCACCGAAAAGGAACUCAGUAGCCCUUCCUUGGAUGGAGUUCAUUCUAAUAUCCACGGGUUUUCCGAGCCGUUGAAGGCCCAAUUCACUCCACGUGUUGUUAUUGAGCAUGAACCCCAGCCCGUCGAGGAAUUACUAUGGACCAAAAUACGGACCAAACUCCGCGAACCCUUCGCUGAAUUCUUCGGGGUAUUCAUUAUGAUUCUCUUUGGUGACGGUGUUGUUGCGCAAGUGGUUCUAAGUGAUUCAAAGAAAGGAGACUACCAAUCGAUAUCGUGGGGUUGGGGCCUCGGAGUUAUGUUAGGCGUUUACUGCUCCGGAGGGAUCUCUGGAGGUCAUCUUAACCCUGCAGUAACAUUCGCAAACUGCGUAUUCCGGAAGUUUCCUUGGAGGAAGUUCCCUAUCUACACGUUGGCCCAGUUCCUUGGGGCAUUUUGUGCUGCCGGUGUCGUUUACGCAAACUACAAAUCCGCCAUUACGACCUUUGAAGGCGGGCCCGACAUCCGAACCGUGGGGUUGGACACCUCCACUGCCGGCAUAUUUUGUACUUACCCGGCCCCAUUUCUGACUAAAACAGGACAGUUCUUUUCGGAAUUCAUUGCCAGCACGAUUCUGAUGUUUUGUAUCUACGCCAUGGCUGAUGAUAAGAAUUUAGGAGCAGGAAAUUUAAUGCCCCUUGGACUGUUCUUCCUCAUAUUUGGUAUUGGUGCUUGCUUCGGGUGGGAAACGGGGUACGCGAUCAAUCUUGCUCGCGAUUUUGGACCACGGUUGAUGUCCUAUUUCCUCGGAUAUGGACAUGAAGUAUGGUCUGCUGGGGGAUAUUAUUUUUGGGUGAGUUACUUCUAA
Trichophyton benhamiae CBS 112371 is the source of this 954-nucleotide messenger RNA. Its product is annotated as aquaglyceroporin, putative. Bases 1 to 954 code for a protein of 317 amino acids. Gene Ontology annotation, cellular component: plasma membrane. The record is from RefSeq and is a predicted model, not a curated record. Gene Ontology annotation, molecular function: water channel activity; glycerol channel activity. NCBI's taxonomy places the organism in Eukaryota, Fungi, Ascomycota, Eurotiomycetes, Onygenales, Arthrodermataceae. Gene Ontology annotation, biological process: water transport; glycerol transmembrane transport. The transcript has 2 exons.